UUGUAAAGUUGGCGCUGUCUGUCCUGCUACUCGAGGAGUGUUUUAUAGUUAGGGGGAAACAAAAGCAAAAACACAACAACAUACAGUUGUUUUACAUACAUACAGAGAGUUGGUGUAGAUUUAAAUGAAUUAAAUGAGUUUUCUUUCUCUGAGAAAGGCGCAAUGUGGAGACUAAACCCUGCAGAACCGGGGACAGGUUCAGUCAGUUUGCUUGCUGGUAAGGAGUAUGCAGUAGGACGUAAGAACUGUGACAUCCUUCUGACCAAUGACCAGUCGAUCAGCCGUGUGCAUGCUCACAUCACAGUCACUGAGCAGGCUGUCACGCUGAAGGACAGGUCCAAGUACGGCACUUUUGUCAAUGACCAGCGGCUAGAGACAGGCUCCACCAAGAUCAUCUAUGCUGGAGACGAGGUCACAUUUGGCGUCUUUCAGAGCAAGUUUAGGUUGGAACUGGAUUCUGUGGUUGUGUGUUCAUCAUGUGUUGAUAAUGAAAGGAAAGCUACACUCUCCAAGGAAGUCCAGGCUCUUGGGGGGCGUCUGGUCAAUACCUGGUCGCAGGAGUGCACUCACCUCGUCAUGCCUGCUGUUAAAGUCACCAUUAAGACAAUCUGUGCUCUGCUGUGCUGUCGGCCCAUAGUGAAACCUGAGUUCUUCACUGAGCUCUCCAGAGCUGUUCAGCGGAAGGAAAACCUUCCUCAAGUGGAGAGUUUCAGGCCGGAGAUAGACGAGCCAAGUCUUGCUAAAGAGAAGGUGGACCUGGGACCCUGUCAUGAGAGAAGGACUCUGUUUGCUGGCAAAACCUUUGUCUUCCUCAACACAAAACAGAUGAAACGCUUAAGCCAGGCCAUCAGUUUUGGAGGUGGAAAGAGCCAGCUUUUGGAGGAGAGAUCUCUGCCUGGGUCACUCCUAGAGGCCACAGGAACUUGUGUUGUUGACAUGACAACGGGAUCCUCUCAACCACUCGUACCUCCUACCACCAGGAAGUGGGCAGAGUCUGUUGGCUUGGUUCUACAAAGAAAUGGUUUACGUUUCAUUGCUGAGUCAGAGAUUGGACUGGCUGCCAUUUAUGUGAAUAAUCAGAUAUACUGCAAUCCCUGCUCCAAAGUGGACUCAGAGUCUGUUAAAUUGAAUCCAGCAAUCCCUGAAGCAACACUUUCCCAGAAUGCAGCAGUAGAUGAGACCGUGCUGCAUGGGACCUCUCUAAACAUCACUGCCUAUGUGGUUAAUACAGAGCCAUCUCAGAGUCUCAGAAGGAAGGAUGUGUCUGGUACCAGAGCUGUGGGUGAGACCCCAGAAAGACGGCCUGCAAAUCCACGAGGUCCAAUAUCUACGAAGCCACCAAUGGCCACAGAGCUGCCAGCUGCCUGCUCUGAGCCUGUGUCAUCAUUCGGCGGAGUACGAGAAGAGAAGGUGGCAAACUCGGAGGGCCAGAAGAGUGAUGAAUGUGCUAAAUUCACAGGCCCUUUGAACAACGAUGCCACAAUUAAAAAGUCCCCUCAGAAACAAGCAUCACUCACUUCCUACUUCAAGCCAACCAACAAAAAGAGGCUGCGUGAUGGCACCGACUCCAACCUAUCAGAUGCCAAACUCUCCAGACGAGAGGAUGAAGCAAGUGAGGAGACAAAGAAGUCUAAUCUGGCUCCUUCUCUACAAAAAUCCCCUGCCACCAGAUUAGGCUCAAAAGCAAGCCAAAACCAGCAUGAGAGAACCUCAGCCUCGCGCUAUCCUUUCAGCAGUAGUCUCGGUUUGGGUUCAGGUCUUGCUACAGAUUCCAGAUCAGCUGAUGGGAAACAAAAUCUGAGCCUGAGUUUUGAGUCCACUUCCGGUUCUAAGAAGAGGAAAGAGCCAGAACAGGACCCUGCUGAUUUAGAUGUUUCUCUAGAGGAGCUUGAGUCCAUCAUGUCUGAGGACAUGGAUGAACCUCUGCAGCCUGCAGCUAAGAAGAAGCAAUGUUUUGAUCAAGGGGAAAGAAGCGCAGCCAUUACAGAGGAGGAUUGUAAAGUUACAUUCAGCAAGCAGCAAAGCCUAGUCAGUACAAGCCAGAACUUGGACCAGGACAGGCAGAGGACAGCCAGUCGGUACUCGGAGAGAAAGUCACAGGUCACAUCGAAUAAGACGCAGAAUUUGGAACGGGAACAGCACAGUUUAACAAACGGAAAUGAUAAACGUGAAAUUUUAGCUGUCAAAGAAGAGGAAGUUUCUUUUCUUUUGGAAACUAAGGUCCAGAUUGGUUCCACCAAACACAAUGAGGAGGCUGCAGGAAAGGAAGAACUCAUGGACUCAAGGUCAGGCUCUGGAACUGAGAAAGAUUCUGAACUUCCUAGGAAGCUUUUGCAAAUCCAGUUUAAGUCCCUGACUGUGAGCGCCUCCAGCAGGACGAGGACCGAGCCACUACAGAGCCACAAUCCUAAUGGAAAGAAUUUCAAACGCUUCCGUAAGAUCCCUGUUCUGGGACUUCAGGGGUUACCCAGAAUCAUCGGGGGCUCUGAUCUGGUGGCUCAUAACCGCAGCAAAAAUUCAGAACUUGAGGAGUGGCUGAGAGAUGCAGCUGAGCAAGAGAAACAGCAAGAACUAGAGGAGACUCUGGGUGAUGACCUGUUCAGGUAUAAUCCAAAGACUUCUAAAAGAAGAUGAAGAUUUUCAGGUUUUCUGAUUUGAAUGUUCAAAGAGAUCCUACAGUUUUAAAUUGUUUUGAUGGUUUACAGUUCCAGUGCAUGUUUUGAGCAGUUUCAGAUCUCCAUUUUGCACUUCCUUUUAGACUAUCAUGAAAGACAUGGUGUGUAAUGUUUGAAAAAUCUAACAAUGGGACUUUUCACAUUUGGUUAUUUGUCAUAAGCCUUCAUGUUUCACUUAGACAGCUUUUUCCACAGCCGUCACAACAAUCUGUAAUAAAUAACACCUAUUAAAAAUCAGAUGUCCCAAGACCAACAGUUGUUAUUGAUAAAAUAGCAUGUCUGAGUGAGAAAUGGCCAGUUUUCCAUCACUGAACACGACAAACACAGCAUGCAGAAUCCAUGCUGUCAGGACCUGCCCAACUGAUUGAAUGUUUUGUAUUUGUAUUGCGGAUUAUAUUUGCAUUUUUAUGAUGUAUGUCAGUGAAAAAAAGCUGACAUGAAGGCUUCAUGAAAUGCAUUAAAUAAGAAAAACCUGAAAGGAAAACUCAGAUUUUUUUUAACCUUGGCCCCAUUUUUCCAUCUCUUUGGGUCAACAUAUUUAGUAAGGACAAAAAUAGUUUAAAUUGGUCCAG
Molecule: messenger RNA, 3247 nt
Organism: Neoarius graeffei (lesser salmon catfish)
Lineage: Eukaryota; Metazoa; Chordata; Actinopteri; Siluriformes; Ariidae
Gene: nbn
Product: nibrin
Exons: 16
Coding region: 163-2634 (823 amino acids)
Biological process (GO): telomere maintenance; double-strand break repair via homologous recombination; mitotic G2 DNA damage checkpoint signaling
Cellular component (GO): nucleus; Mre11 complex
Molecular function (GO): protein binding; damaged DNA binding
Source: RefSeq, a predicted model, not a curated record